This is a messenger RNA of Prunus persica (peach), 1386 nucleotides long. RefSeq lists its product as uncharacterized. Lineage: Eukaryota; Viridiplantae; Streptophyta; Magnoliopsida; Rosales; Rosaceae. The coding region runs from base 1 to 1386 and encodes 461 amino acids. The transcript has 3 exons. The record is from RefSeq and is a predicted model, not a curated record.
AUGCGGCAGCAAGCUGUAGAGGAAUCCUCACAAGUUCAAUCUACUAAUCUGCCCCACGAGCAGGGCACCCAAGGGGAUCGACCCUUGGGAACCAAGGAAGAAGUUAGCCAGUCACGCUCGAGGCACCGAAGACGUCGACCUGAGCGACCUUCCUUGCGAGCAGAAGAUGAUGAUCGACGCCCACCAACCCGCUCAAGGACCAACACGCGGCGACAAGUUGUAGAGGAAUCCUCACAAGCUCAAUCUCCUAAUUUGCCUCACGGGCAGAGCACCCAAGGGGAUCGACCAUUGGGAACCGAGGAAGAAGUUAGCCAGUGGCGCUCGAGGCAUCAAAGACACCGGCUCGAGACUCCAGCCCUGCGAGCAGAGGAUGUGGAGAAGCUAGCUGAGAAGGCUAACAUCAUAGGAUGCAAUGACCAAGUUACAUCCUCAGCUUUCAAGAAGGGUUUGCCAACCGAGCACGAGCUAUACUCGGAGCUGGCCGUAACUCCAAGUCAAACCUUGGCAGAAGUGUUCGCGACGGCAGAACGCUACGCACUUUGGGACGAUGAUCGUAUUGCCGCAAAGAAAGCCAGCGAGCAAGUUGAUCACUCGACGAAGCAGGCAAACCAAAAGAGCAACCAGUUUGAGCAAAAAGCCCGGGAUAAGCACAGAUUGCGACCCCAAGAGAGGGGCUCAGAAAUAGGGACCUUCAUUGACUUCACUAUCCCAAUUCACCAGAUCCUGGCUCAGGUGAAGGACAAGCCGUGGGUGAGGAGGCAAUCACCCAUGAAGAGAGACCCCUCUGAGAGGGACACCAGUAAAUACUGGGCAUUCUACGGAGAGCACGGUCAUUACACCAACAACUGCAACACUUGGAAAAGGCACCUUGAGGAGCUGAUCGAGGAUCGUGAUGCGGCUGCCAAGGAACCUCCCAAAAAGGUCAUUAGAAUCAACACCAUUCUAGCUGACUCCCAGGAGUCCGGGCUGACCACCAAGGAACGCAAGAGGAAGAUCGCGCAGGCGACUUAUAUCUCCCAAGUCACAACAGGAGUACCAGUCAUUGUGGAUACACCCAUAAUUGGUUUCCAGAAGAAAGACUUGAUCGGGCUUGACCUGCCGUAUAAUGACGCCCUAGUCAUCCGCAUCCAGAUUGAACAAGCUGUGAUCGAGCGAGAUCAUAUGGAUGAGGGCAGCGCAGCCAACAUCCUGCAACUAUCUGUCAUCCAACAGAUAGGAUUGGAGCUCAAGAUUAGCAAACUUUCCAGGUCGCUCACCGGCUUUAAUAGGGCCACAUCAAUCACUGUUGGAACGAUUGACCUUGAUGUCCACUCACCCCUAGUGGUCUGCUCGCAAACCUUCAUGGUCAUCGACGAGAUCUCCCAUUACAAUGGAAUCUUGGGCUGA